AUGCUUCUUGCUAAUGCGGUUCUCUUCACAGUUAACGACGCUCGCGCUAUCCGCAUCACGGAGAUCAUGGCCGACUUUCGCUCUCUUCAACACUACCUCAAUCAACUUCGUACUAAUCCGACGGCGGAGGAAUACUAUCUCGAAGGUUACUCGUUACUUCGACAAUGCUCGGAUGAAGCGCAGACAAUUCUUCAAACUCCAUUCGCUGGCAGUUCAGGAGCGCCUGGCGGUGACUUGGAGGCCGAGAAAGCACAACUGCAAAUGAUCAUUGUCGAUGCUGCUGUCCGGCGAUUCCAAUGCCAGAGGGCGUACCUAAGGGCGCACGCGGGUCUACGGUGGAUGAACUCCAGGAACUCCAUCCUGCGUGGCCAGAAGCCUCAUGCAGGUCACUUCGAGGCGUUGCAGGCAGCUGACAACACACUGCGGUCGGAGCUCCUCGCCAUUUCUGAUCUUCAUGUUGAAAACACUCUCAGGAACCAGGACGCUGCCCAAGGGAAGUGGCUCGCGGAAGACCCGUCGCUGGCUCACAUCCAGCAAAAUUUGAUGCGCCGAUAA
This is a messenger RNA of Aaosphaeria arxii CBS 175.79, 555 nucleotides long. RefSeq lists its product as uncharacterized. NCBI's taxonomy places the organism in Eukaryota, Fungi, Ascomycota, Dothideomycetes, Pleosporales. The record is from RefSeq and is a predicted model, not a curated record. The transcript has 3 exons. The coding region runs from base 1 to 555 and encodes 184 amino acids.